Rotaria socialis is the source of this 528-nucleotide messenger RNA. The record is from the annotation of a GenBank genome assembly. Lineage: Eukaryota; Metazoa; Rotifera; Eurotatoria; Philodinida; Philodinidae.
AUGCAAAUACGUCAAAGGCGUCAUGGAAACGUAAAAAGGUGGAUGUGGCUAACCAUUGGUGUUCUUGUAUUUUGUUUGAAUGUGGCUAUGUCAUCACAGGAAGAUUUCAAAAGCGACAAUGUGGCCCAAAUGCUGGAUGAUGAUCUUCAGCUAGGUCGAUUUUCAGUGAUUCACAGCAAGGAUAUGAAGAGCGGUAAUGAUGGAGCCCCUUGCAGAUAUAACGAUCAGUGUUCGAGCGGUAAUUGCGACAAGAAAAGAUGUAAAGCUCCCACUUGUACCGAUGGUUAUAGGAAUGGUAAUGAAACUGAUAUAGAUUGUGGUGGUGAAAAAUGUUCAAAAUGUCCCAAUGGAAAAACCUGCAAAGCCGACUCAGAUUGUGUUAGUGAAGUGUGCAAAUCUAAAACCUGUCAAGUACCCAAUUGCAGCGAUGGUGUGAAGAAUCAAGAUGAAACUGACAUAGAUUGUGGUGGUAAAGCAUGUCCUAAAUGUGCUAAUACAAAAAUUUAUAGCCUGGUAUCGGAUUCAUGA